Molecule: messenger RNA, 1374 nt
Organism: Haliotis rufescens (red abalone)
Lineage: Eukaryota; Metazoa; Mollusca; Gastropoda; Lepetellida; Haliotidae
Exons: 5
Coding region: 191-1171 (326 amino acids)
Source: RefSeq, a predicted model, not a curated record
UUAGGUUUCAUUGUCCAAGGAAACAGCGGGAAUCAGCAUGCCUCUCUUUCAUUACCUUACAGGUGCGUUUCCUAAACAUUCUCUUGACGGGGGUUAAUUUUAUUGACUUGUUCCCCGUAUAGUGAUGGUGCUUCAUAUAUAAAGACUUGUCAAUGAUUUAGAGUGGGAUUUGUUGAGAAGACGUGUUACGAUGACUGUUCGGGUGACAUUAUGUGUGAUGACGAUGGCCGUUCUCGGUCAUGUGACUGGUCAGUAUUUUGGCCCGACCACGCACUUCAGGGGGAUUGGUCGACGUUUCCCCAGUUUCCUCAGAGGGUCGCAGAGAGCGGGGGCUUGCGAUGACCCCUGCAAGUCCAUGACGUGUUCCUCUGGAUCAACUUGCCGCAUCGUCCAGAGUCAGUGCCUCAUCUCUCCGUGUCCCUUGGUGCCACGGUGUAUACGGGAUAGGUAUGCCGAGGACAAGGUGCUUGUGAACCCAUGCUUGGUCAACCGACCUGUCAUGGCCGCCAGUGGGAAUGAACUCGGCGGGUGUGUAGACGCCGGGUCAACAACGUGUUCAAUCGGCAGUAAAUGUACCCGAGCUUUGUACGGACAGGGCUCAAAAUGCUGCUAUGCUCCGUUUGGAUGCCAGUAUAAAAAGCCUGCAACCCACCAGUCUGGAGUCAAACCACAGCCCACCAACACAACAUCCACAUACUGUCCCUCCACCACUACCCACACGACCUGUGAGAAAGGCUGCAUCGUCUCAGCGGACUGCAAACAUGGCUACGUCUGUUGUCCGACAGCAUGCGGAACCUUGUCGUGUGCGCUUCCAAAGGGUUCAACUGUGAGCACGCACAGGGGUUUACUGAGAAGUGAACGCAGAGGAGUCAAGCCCGUCCAUGUUGCCACCCACAUCAGACGCCCAGUCGUCGUAGGGAGAAACCGGGGCAGUGUUGCCGUACGGUCAAGUUUUGUUCCGAAAAGAUCCGGUUUGUAUCCGACCAGAGGUGCUCUGCUCGCCACCAGCUCAAACAGAGUAUCACCCGGACAAUGCCGAAACAUGCUUCAGUAUCGGUCGUGUCGGAACCAAUGUUCUGAAGAUUCUCACUGUGGUGUUGGUAAAUGCUGCCAAACACGUUGCGGAACCAGGAUAUGUACCUACGGCAGGUUCGGGAGGUAUUUUGGCUGACAUACACUUAAAUGAGUUCUUCAUGAUAUGAUUUCCAAGACUUCUUUAUUCAAUUGUAUCAACGUUCCCCAUCAUGGUGAAAGCAGUUGUGCAGAAUUAGGAGGCAUCAACCAUGUCAAUAAAUUGUUAACGUCUGUACAGCGAUUGAUUCCAGAAUCUUCCUUGGGUUGCCGGUUUAAGUUUUCUUAAAAUUCCUUAUAAUA